Messenger RNA from Conger conger (European conger), 11745 nucleotides. Its product is annotated as SH3 and multiple ankyrin repeat domains protein 2-like. The record is from RefSeq and is a predicted model, not a curated record. The transcript is spliced from 26 exons. Bases 256 to 5793 code for a protein of 1845 amino acids. Gene Ontology annotation, cellular component: dendritic spine; postsynaptic membrane; postsynaptic density. Gene Ontology annotation, molecular function: synaptic receptor adaptor activity; ionotropic glutamate receptor binding. Lineage: Eukaryota; Metazoa; Chordata; Actinopteri; Anguilliformes; Congridae.
GCGUACAGUGUAGAGUGUCUGUUACUGCCUAUUGAAUUUCCUCACACUGGAGCGCUCUCUGGGAGCUCGCUCGAACAUACCCUCCCUACACUGCUCCUAAUAUGCUCAGGGCGCCCUCGCACUGGCAGGAAUCUUUUCGCCGACAGCUACGGUUUUGCUACGCGAAAUUAAUGAGGAUUGGCUGCGGAAUGCAGCUUUCACUUUAAAAAAACAGUGAAGGGGAAGCCUUCAAGACCCGGGCCGGAGCAGCUGAAUAUGCCCCGCAGUCCCACCUCCAGUGAGGAUGAGAUGGCCCAGAGCUUCUCUGACUGCUCUGUGGAGUCCGGGUCUGACAGCAUCAAGGAGGAGACCGUCUACCAGGCCAUAAGGGCCACGACCCAGCGCCCACUCAGCGGCAUGGAGGAGCUGCCCAGCGCCCUGCUCAUACGCCUGCUCAUCCCCGACCUUCAGCAGACCAAAUGUAUGCGGUUUAACCCCGAUGCCACCGUGUGGGUUGCCAAGCAACGGAUUCUGUGCACACUGAACCAGAGUCUCAAAGACGUACUGAAUUACGGCCUCUUCCAGCCGCCCAGCAACGGCCGCGAUGGCAAGUUCCUGGACGAGGAGAGGACCCUCAGGGAGUACCCCCAGCCAAUUGGCAAAGGGGUUCCGUCACUAGAGUUUCGCUACAAGAGCAGACUUUACAAGCAGCCAAACCUGGAUGAGAAACAGAUUGCCAAACUUCACACAAAGGCUAAUUUGAGGAAGUUCAUGGAUUAUGUCCAGCACCACCAGCAAGAGAAAAUCUCCAAGAUGCUGGAGAGAGGCCUGGACCCUAACUAUCAUGACCCAGAAACUGGUGAAACCCCUCUCACCUUUGCUGCUCACCUGGACAACGUGGUGGAGCUCAUCAAGACUCUGAAGAAUGGCGGGGCACACCUGGACUUCCGAGCAAAGGAUGGGAUGACUGCCAUGCACAAGGCAGCCAGGUCCAAGAACCAAGCAGCAGUGAUGACCCUGCUGGAGCUGGGCGCCUCCCCGGACUACAAGGACAGCCGUGGGCUGACGGCUCUGUACCACACGGCCACGGUGGGCGGAGACCCGCUCUGCUGCGAACUCCUGCUGCAUGAACACGCUGCCGUCUGCUGCCAGGAUGAGAAUGGCUGGCACGAGAUACACCAGGCCUGUAGGUACGGACACGUCCAGCACCUGGAGCAUCUCCUGUUCUACGGAGCAGACAUGAGCGCACAGAACGCCUCAGGGAACACUGCACUGCACAUCUGUGCGCUAUAUAACCAGGAUCACUGUGCCAAAGUCCUGCUGGUCCGUGGUGCCAACAAGGAGGUGAAGAACUACAACAACCAGAGUCCUUUCCAGGUGGCCAUCAUAGCAGGGAACUUUGAACUGGCUGAGUUAAUUAAGAACCACAAGGAGACUGAUAUAGUGCCUUUUCGGGAGGCUCCGGCGUACUCUGCCCGGCGGCGGGCCCCAAACUCACUCACGGCCCCCCGGGUGCUGCUGCGCUCCAAUAGUGACAACAGCCUGAACGCCAAUAACCUGCCGCUGGAUUGGUCCCUGUCAGGUGCCAGCCCCGCCCAGCCCGGUCUCUCCACCCACCUGUCCCAGCAGGUGCAGCACAGCUCCAAUGGGACCGUGAAGACCAUGGGGAGGGGCUCCCGCAACCCCCGGCCCCCUCGCAGCCGAUCGCCCUCCCUGGGCCGUCUGGGGGAGGAGGCCCGGCGAAAACCCCCCCAGCGUCACGUCAGGUCAGUCUCCCUUCACCGAUCGCCCUCCCAGCGUCACGUCAGCCCUGCCCCGGGGCCCAAACGCAAGCUGUACAGCGCUGUGCCUGGGAGGAACUUUGUGGUGGUCCGGUCCUACCAACCGCAAGGGGAGGGAGAGAUCACCCUGUACAAGAACGAUAGAGUUAAAGUUUUGAGUAUCGGAGAAGGGGGAUUCUGGGAAGGCUGCACUCGGGGGCAUGUGGGCUGGUUUCCGGCCGACUGCGUGGAAGAGAUCCCGGGCAAACCCAACGAGGACAGGCCACAAACCAGAGCGGACAGAUCGGACAGGAGGAAACUCUUCCGAAACUACACCGUGGGGUCCUAUGACAGCUUUGAUGCUUCCAGUGACUGCGUUAUUGACGAGAAGACAGUGGUUCUGCAGAAGCGGGACAAUGAGGGAUUCGGGUUUGUGCUGCGAGGUGCCAAAGCUGACACGCCCAUCGAGGAGUUCACGCCCACCCCGGCGUUCCCCGCCCUGCAGUACCUGGAGUCCGUGGACGAAGGGGGAGUGGCCUGGCAGGCGGGGCUCAGGACUGGAGACUUCCUCAUUGAGGUGAACCAGGACAAUGUGGUGAAAGUGGGCCACAGACAGGUGGUGAACAUGAUCCGGCACGGGGGAAACCAUCUGGCCAUCAAAGUGGUGACAGUCAGCAGGAAUAUGGACCCAGAGGACACCGCCCGUAAAAAAGCCCCUCCGCCUCCAAAGCGGGCCCCCACCACCGCACUGUCCAUGCGCUCCAAGUCUAUGACAUCAGAGCUGGAGGAGCUGGAAUUACAGAUUGUUCUUUCUUAUUCCCUAGCCACUUUGAGGAAAAAGAAGGGUGAUGGUCUGAAGAAGAGGAUUGUUUUUCAAGUCACACUAAAUAAGGUGGAUGAGGCCACGCCUUCCCAGAAGCCCCCGCGGGACAGCGUGACGGCGGACAUGAGGGUGGCCACCAUCAAGCCUCGGCCCUCCAGCAGGUGCCUGGGCACGUCCACGGAGACAAACUCCCUGUAUGAGCGCCAGGGCGUUGCCGUGGUAACUCCCACAGUGCCAGGGACCCCCGCCGGGGGCUCCUAUCUGGGCGUGCCAAAGGGGACCAUGAGGAGGCAGAAGUCAAUCGGAAUAACUGAAGAAGAAAAGCAGUUCCUGACCCCUCCACUGCUGAAGUUCACCAGGAGCCUCUCUGUGCCCGACACGUCUGACGGCAUCCCACCUCCUCCUGGCACCUGCCCUCCGGCCCCCCCUGCGACCGGAGGGGGCAACGCCACCAUCCGGCCCAGCUUCACCCCUAACUCCACAGCUAAGGGCACUGGCCCCCUGCCCCGGGGCGACCCCAGUAUGGGUACCAUGCGGAGGGACAAGGGCAUGUACUACCGCCAGAGCUCCGAGCACUUUGAGUCCGUGGACCCUCACAAAGCCAACGCCUUCCGCGGCCGCAGGGCCCACGUGCCUGACAACCCCUACUCGGAGGUGCAGAAGGCGGGCGGCAGGGCACUGUACGUGCCCGCCAAGCCGGCCAGGAGGAAGGGCAUGCUGGUGAAGCAGCCCAACGUGGAGGACAGCCCGGAGAAGACCUGCUCCAUCCCCAUCCCCACCAUCAUCGUCAAGGAGCCCUCCACCAGCAGCAGCGGGAAGAGCAGUCAGGGCAGCAGCAUGGAGAUCGAGAGCUCCAUCUCAGACCACCCGGGCCAGCUGCGGCCCGACGGCACCCACAGCAACCCCUUCACCGCCGCCAUCGCAGGGGCCGUGCGAGACCGGGAGAAGCGGCUGGAGGCUCGCCGCAACUCCCAGGCCUUCAUCUCCACCGACCUGGGAGACGAGGACGUGGGGCUCCUGCCCGCCCCCGUCCCCCGUCUCCGCCACUCCAAAUCCAUCGACGAGGGCAUGUUCGGGAACGAUGAGCGUCUGCGCAAGCUCAUGGCCCCGCCGUCCUCGCUCGUGGCCAUACCCCAGGGAGAGGCCAGUGGCAAUGUGACAGACUUCAGCUCACCCGAGCCUACGCUGGUGAGAGAGCCACUGAGCACCCGCACUGGCAACAGCCCCCACCUGGACAGCCCCAUCAGCCUGCCUGUGACCAUGGAUGACGUCUACAGCAGCCCCAAUGGGGGUGCCUUUAUGCACCCGGCGACAGGGAAAGCGCUAGAGUCCAGCUCCCCGCUGGCCCUGGCUCUGGCGGCCAGAGACCGCACCGUGAAGGAGCAGCAGCCCCCCCCCCCACAGCAGCCCAAGAAUGAUGCCACCAAGCCUGAUCUCAACAAGCCCCUGUUCAUCGACACCAAGCUGCGCCCGAACACAGCCACCGCCAGGGGCCGGCUCGGCAGGGGGGGGCUGCGGAGACAGAUGACGGAGGCCAAGUAUGAGACGAAUCUGGCAAAGGAUGAAUCCAAGAAGGCGGGGGACAAGAAGAACAUGUUGAUCGACAUUGUGGACACGUCGCUGCACAAGUCAGCCGGUCUGCUCAUGGUGCACACGGUUAGCGGGACCAAGCGCGAGGAGAACAGCCCAUUGGAGGGGGAGAGAGAGAAGGCCAUCGCCAAGGGCCCAGACAGCACCCUGUCCGAACUGCGGGACUCCAACCAGCCAGCCACCUCUGCCAACAAACCUCAGACCGCGAACUCACACGAUCCCUCUGUCGCUGCCUCGCACGGCAAGGCCUUUAUCUCUGUCAGCUCGGUGGACGAGCCCUUCCAAAAGCUGCCCUUCCGCAUCCCCCCACCGCCACUGGCCUCUGUCGACAUCGAUGAGGAUUUUGUGUUCACCGAGCCUCUGCCACCCCCACUGGAGUUCGCCAACAGCUUCGACAUCCCAGAGGACCAAGCCGCAGCCUUCCUCGAGCUGCUCAAGCAGCAGAAAAACGCUACGGGGGCCUCCACCCUGGCACCCUACCACCACCCUCACCAGGGACUGGUGGCUAUGGAUGUGCGGAAGCCGCCAGCGGGUCUGUCAAACUGCGUGCCCCCCGAGAGCUUUGAGCCUAUCAAUGAUUCAGGCAUCGAGGAGGCAGACAGCCGGAGCAGCGGUGACCCCCACCUGGAGACGACCAGCACCGUCUCCACUGUGUCCAGCAUCUCCACCCUGUCCUCGGAAGGUGGCGAGAGCCUGGACACAUGCACUGUCUAUGCCGACGGGCUGGCGUUUCUCACUGACCGACCCCCGGUCCCACCCAAGCCAAAAAUAAAGCCUGUCAUCAACAAAAGCAAUGCACUUUACAAGGACGCUCUGAUUGAGGAGGCCCUGGAAACCUUCGGGUUGCCUCCUGCCCCCGCCCUCCCGCUUACCCCAGGUGGCGGUGCCCCCCCUUUGGACCCUCCCAAAACACCCACACAAAGGACCUCAAAGCUCUGGGGUGACCCUCCGGAGCCUAAGAGCCCACCUCUGCCCAACCCAAAAACCAACAUCAUGAGUGAACUCAACUCCAUCCUGCUGCAGAUGAACAGGGAAAGAGCACCCAAGUCUGGGGAGGCGCUGGACUCUCCCACUGGACCCAGGGUCAACCCUGGAGCAAGGGCUCUGGAGGGCACAGCCUCAGGUACACAUCGGAACAGCACAGUCCCCUUCUCCCCCCGGCCUGGCCCCCUCCAGUCGGACAGCCUGUCCUCCAGCCAGCCCUGCACCCCCGGCCCCCUCACCUCCCCCCCGACCCCGGGCCCCAUCCCCUCCCCCUCCCCCAGCCGCUGCUCAUCCCUGCCCUCGCCCUCGCCCUCACCCACCCUGACAGACGUGUUCGGCCUGCCCACGCCGCCCCUGUGCUCCGACCCCUUCAGCCUCCCCACGCCCCCCCUGUGCUCCCCCUCCCCCCUCUCCCUCAGCCAGGCCGCCUCCAAGCCCUUCGCCGGGAAGCCCGUCCCGCUGUGGAGCACGCAGGACGUGGCUGACUGGCUGGACAGCCUGCACCUGGGCGAGCACAAGGCCGCCUUCCUGGAGAACGAGAUCGAGGGAGCGCACCUGCCCAGCCUGCAGAAGGAGGACCUGAUCGACCUGGGAGUGACUCGAGUGGGCCACAGGAUGAACAUCGAGAGGGCUCUGAAAAUGCUCAUGGACAGAUAAGGGAGGCUGCCCUUCCUCCGACCGGACCGACGGCUCCUUCUCCAAUCCCACUGCCCAGAGCGAAAUGUGUCCUCACUACGCCCUGGUGCAGAGUAUCCUGUGGAACUGCCGUUCUGAAAUAAGACUGCGGUUCUUUAAGCACAAUCACGCCCAAGAUGGGCGCCCACUGGGACUGGAAAGACCCCCGCCUUUUAUGUGACACCCGUGCACGAGACAAAUCACUUUGGAAUAUGACUUUUUGGAAUCUGUCUCAUUUGGAAACACCCAAAAAAAAAUAACCAGCAGAGCUGGCUGUUCAUUUUCUAUCUUUGCUAGAAUUUCUUUAGAGAAUAUUUCUUCAGAAAAAAAGGGGUAAUUUGUCAGUGCAUCAGCUGUCAACAAAAAAUAAUGUGUUGCUCCUCACCUAUUUGUCUGGAAAGAACAUGAAGCUGACAUCACUUCCCUCUUUCCACACACAGAGAAUCCCAGAAUCGGUGUUUCUACUUGAAAAAGAAAAUCACCUCUUAAUAUUUAUUUGCACCUCUUUUACAUCAGUAGGGGCACAAUUGUAGCAAACCGUUCUGUUGAGUUUUUCAUUGGCUUUCCUGUUCAUUCUUGGCUCAUGGUACAUUUUAUAGAUUUCCUUUUAAACUUCAGUAUAUCUAUUUCAGUUGUCCAAAAGAUGUAAAAUCUAUAUUAGUCAUUGCUGUCUUCCACAUGAGUGCAGGUGACCCCUCCCUUUUCACGACUGAUUGUUUCCACCUUAAAAUUCCUGAAAAAGUGCCAGAUGAGAAAUGCCAGAAUCAUUUAUUGACCCGCCUCCUCAACUUAAAUCUGAUUCUUAAAUUGCAAAACUUAUAAUCGGCUGACACAGGUUCCCACCUCUUAGAAAUAAAACAGCAUUUGCUUUGUCAUUCCAAAUUUCAGCCCAGUGUGUACACAUACAAAUGUGUUCAAGGGUGAAGGCAAAGACUCAUGAGCACUUCAAAGCUGGAACAUGAAACUUGGUACGUACAGUGGGCUCCAGAAUUAUUGGCACCCUUGAUAAAAAUGAAGAAAAAAGACUAUAUUUAGCCUACAAGAUAAUAUCUAUAUGUUAUGUUCAACAUAUAUGACAGCUAUGUACUUUUAUUUCAAUACAUUUAUUUUCAUGCUUCAAUGUUUCUUAAGUAAUUUUAGUUUUCUGAAAACCAUAGGCACCAAAAUUAUUGGCACCCCUUGUUUAAUACAUUGUGCAAACACCUCUGGCAAUCAAUAUUUUCCUAGAAUUAGUGAUAAGUUUAGAGAACACAUUUUGAGGGAUUUUUGUGGCCAUUCCUCCAUGCAGAACUUUUCAGAAUCAUUGACAUCCCCGGGUUUGCGUUUAUGGGCCCCCACAGGUUAAGACCACAGGUUUAUGAUGGGGAUUAAGUCUGGAGACUGAGAUGGCCACUGCAGAACAUUACAUUAUAGUAAUUUAGCGGACUCUCUUAUCCAGAGCAACGUACAAUAAAGAACAUGGAUGUUGAUUGCACUUUCACUUUUCUGUGUGGACUUUGAUGUUUGGAGUCAUUGUCCUGCUGGACAAUCCAAAUAAGACGAAAGUCUCAGCUUCCUAACAACCAGAUUUUCUGCCAAAAUGUCCUGGCACUUUGUUGAAUUUAUUGUGCCAUUGAUGUGAAAUAAUGCCCCUGGCCACUGGCAGCAAAACAUCUCCAAAACAUCAAUGACCCUCCUCCAUAUUUGGCAAUAGGUAUGAGGUGCUUGACCUUUUAUGCAUUCCUCCUUUGCCGCCAAACAUGUUGAUGAUGUGGUCCCACCUGACCAUAGCACUUUCUUCCAAUUCAUAAUUCCAAUGAGGUACUCCAGAUACUCCAAUGAGGUACUCCAGAUGCUUGGCUUUGCUAAUUGUGUGAAGUAAGGGCUGUCUUCAUGCCACCCUUCCAAAGAGUUUGUUGGUAUAGAAGUGCCAUUUUAUGGUUCUUGUUGAGACUUGGGGACCCCAAGAUCUCUGCUAUUCUUAAACUGUGAUCCUUCAGUAAUUCAUGGCCUCCUCACCAUGAGGACACCUGCCGUAGGGAGCGUCCUCUUCCUGGCAAGUUUGGAACCAUUCCGUAUAUUUUAUGCCUUUUUACUAUUGCCCUUACAGUGCUAAACUGUAUGUAUAUUUGUACCCAUUACCAGACUUGUGACAGUCAAUUACCUGUCUCUUUUGAAUUGACAGUUCUUUGGCUUUUCCCAUGCUGAUGGAUAACAAAGGGAUUUUGCAUGCUUGUUACCUCAUUUUUAUACUCUACUGAAAGACGAAGUGAUAGAAUGACACAAUAUACUUCCUUUAAACUGAGAUUAACCAAAUUAUAUUGCUACUUUUCAAUUUGUUUGAUAUGUAAUUCAGCAAUUGUUAGGGGUACGAAUAAUUUUGGCUCCUGUGGUUUUCAGAAAAUAAUAGAUUACUUCCUAAAAAAACACUGAAAAUGAGAGUUAAUGUAUUGAAAUAAAAGUAUAUAGUUUUUCAAUAUGUUUGAUUAUAGCAUACACACUCACUGAGCAAUUUAUUAGGUAUGUAUCAGCUUUGACCAGUCCGGCCCUUCUCCUCUGAUGUCUCAUUAAUGAGGCGUUUCUGCCUGCGGAACUGCUGCUCACUGGAUUGUGAGUUUUUUGUUUUUCGCACAAUUCUCUGCAAACUUUAAAAAUUCUUGUGCAUGCACCAACAUGCGCCAACAAUCAUUCCAUGGCCAGUCUCUAGGAUCACAUUUCUUUUCCAUUCUGACACCUGAUCUGAAAAACAGCUGAACCUCUUGACCACAUCUGCAUACAUUUAUGCAUUUAGUUGCUGCCACAUGAUUGGCUGAUUCAAUAUUUGCAUUAACAAGCUGGUGUACAGGUAUACCUCAUAAAGUGCUCACUGAGUAUAUAUUAUUAUCUUUGUUUUUGUAUUAGGUAGCCUUUUUUUUCCAUUUUUAUUAAGGGUGCCAAUAACUUGGGAGCCUACUGUAGAUGGAAGGGAACUUGGUACUUUCUGAACUGCGAGUGAUUUAGACAAAGAGAACCCAUACCAACACUGUGCUCUGCAACUACAGCUGUACUGUUCAGUUUGAACUAUACAGGGAGUCAAUGCAAGCUGUACUCUAUACAGUACACAUAUACAUGCACAGUGUGCUGCUCCUUAAACAUACACAAAUACAUAAUGUGUAUCCAUAUACUGAACACCAUCAAUAAGGACAUGUAUCACCAUUUAGUUAUUCAUUCAGUACUUCAAAUCAAUCAGUACUAAUUCAGUAUUAACUGUCUCUCGGGUAGGUGUCCACCAUUAGUAUUUUGGAACGGUAAACUGAAAACAUCUGGCUUAUUGUUCCUGGGGGAUAAAAAUAGACGUUAUACAGGAAGUAGCUGAGCCAGCCACCACAUGUUCUCAGAGUUAAUAAAAGGACUACUAUACACUGCUCUAAAGCAGGACUCAAAAAUACCAACAAGGUUCACAGUGGGCAAAGACAAAGCUGCACUUCGGGCAGAUGACAGCACUGCUUUCUAGUGCUGUGCUAAUGCUAAAUAUGUGGUGUCACCUGAUUGACUCAUGUCAACAACCUCCUUUUCCAGUGAAAGAGCUGAUUUACUUAUUUAGAUCCAGAAACGGGGGUUAUAGAUCGAAGAUUGGCAUUGCACUCACCUGUAUUUUUGUCUUUUAUUAUUAUAUAUAAAUUUCGAUAGAACCGAUUCUGUGUUUGGUAAACGAGUAUUCCCAGGUCAUUUAAAAAUCAAAAAGUUUUAAUAGAAAAUGAACCGAUCACACUAGUUUUGAUAGUAGUGGCCAGAAAUGACCACCCUUCAAUUAAGACGUCCUUUUCCAGCUUGUGUAGGAAAUGGUUUAACUAAAAGUGGGGGGGGGAUUUUUUUGUGUUUAUCAUUUUAAAUGUGUAUACUGCAGUGGUUCAAAGACAGUUUUACAAUUACAGUGAGCUCCCUAAUGUUUAGGACAAAUACAUUUUCUUCUGAUUUGGCUCUGUAUUCCACAAUUUUAGAUCUGCAAUCAAGCAGUGCAGAUCUGCUUAAAGUGCAGAAUUUUAGCUUUUAUCAAAGGUCACCAUCAUUUUUUGGAAAAAGGGCUUCACAUAUAUUUCUUGACUACUAUUGGUGUGCUCAAUUGUUUCCUUAGUACAGGUAUAAGAGAGAUUUAUAUCUAGUCUUGAUUUUAGGUUUUUGAUUGCCUUUGGAGUCAGAACUACAGUGGCUACACUGCAAGACUUGUCUUCAUUGAUAAUGUAACUGUUGAUAACAGAAUUAAAUCAGAAGUGUAGAAGUGAAACAUCCUAUCUUAUGUCAAGUUCAACCAAAUGUUUGGUCCUCAUGUUUACAAGCGCCAAUAAUAGACUCCAAAGGCAAAGACUAGAAUCACGACUAAAUAUUGAAUGCUCUCUUACACCUGUACAAUGACACCGAUUGAACACACCUGACAAAUCAGAAACAGUUGUGAAGCCAUUUGUCCCAAAUAUUAUGGUGCCCUAAAAUUAAGGGAUUUAUAUAACAAAAUUAAAAUAAAUGUGCUGUAAUUCCGACAUGGUGACACCAAUAUGCAUAAAAAUAAUAUUUAAUAAAAAGAUGAACAUCUGUACUUAAACCACAUGUGAAUUGUUUUAUUACAAAUAUAAAAUUGUGGGUUAGAGACUCAAAUCUAAAAAUAAAUGUCUGUGUCCAAAGAUUUGUGUAGCUCACUGUAUAUAUAUACAUAUAUAUAUAUAUAUAUUCCUACAGAAUCUAUUUCAAAAUACAUUUAAUAAAACUACUGCUUCUAUAAAUAUUGCGGCUAGACUCUUGAGCACAAUAAAACAGUCCAAAAACUGGUGUUGUUAUUUUCCAUCUCUGGUAUAUGAAAAAGAUAUCUGUAAGGAAGACUGAAUAGACUCCCGGCUUCAUGAGCAGCCCCAUGUCAAUCAUUUCAUGACAUUGUGUUCUCCCUUUGUCACGAAAUCCAGUGACCAGCGAGUGAAUGGUUUCCCAGAACAUAAAUGGAUGCAGGCCUUCAAGAAUAUGUAUAGGGAGUUAAGCUGCUAAUUCCAGUAGUGUAUAAAUAGAUAAAUGGAUCUUAUUUUAAAACAGAGCUUCAGGAAAAAAAGCACAGUAUUUUUAAGAUUUAUAGAGAAUUAUAUGACAUUUUAUAAAGGUAUUUGGAUAGAAAUUUAACUAACCAGUUCUGAAAUAUGAGAUGAGGUACCAGUUAAGAAGCAAUAUUUAAACUAACUGGGCCUCUUUGGAAUUUACAUUCUCUCACAUACCACAAAUCCAAAAUCCUUUUCAACAAAGAGGAAAAGACCUUGAUUAAACCAACCCAUAAUAAUUAGUACAGAAUUGACCUUCUGCCACAGUACUAGUCACCUGCCUUUGUUGCAAAUUAAAAGGAAAUGCCAGUUGCUUAGUAUCUGUAUAAUGUGUGUAAAUCACCAAGAUUUCACAAACUGUACAUGUAUAUAUAACCUCUCAGGCCUCUUUAUAGCAAAUAGUCUGAGAAUGAUUUUAUGCUAACUUACAUAUUUAAAUCAAAUACUAUAUGUGAUUGUUGACAAAUUGAUUUUAUGGAAUUACAUAUCAUUUGGCUAAUUUGCUUGUGGAAAUAACGUUAGAUCUAAAUAGUGGAGUCUCAAGUCAAAGAAGUUGAAACCAGUACUAUGUGGAUCUGGCUAAUAAGCCAAUUACAGUUAUACAGCCACAAUAAUUCCCAGCUCAAAUAGAUUUCCUUUUAGAGAUCAGCAUCAGUUUGGUUUCUUCUUUCUUUCUUUUUUAAAUUCUACAUGUAGGAUUUUUCUCGCUCUUCUACGUGUAAAAACUUGUGUUCAUAUUAUCUAUGUUGCUGUAAUUUUGUGCUACAGAGUCCUCUUAUUUAGAGUUAAUUAUUGACAUUAACAAAAUCCAAGAUCCUGUAUCUGCACUUUUCCCCAAAAAUCUUCAAUACUCUUGGAUGGCAACCAAAAUUUACUGUAAGAAAUAAAUAUCUUGCACUAC